GGUUGAAUCAUUGUUUUGUUUUUAAAUAAAUACCUUGUCUUCUUCUUCUUCUUCUUCUUCUUCUUCUUAUUCUUCUUCUGUUAUUGUGACCAUUGUCGUUAUACCGUCAAAUCGUAUGCAAAAUGAUGAUGCUAUGUAUAUUCAUGGUUAACAUGAUUAUGUUAGAAACCAACGUUAAUGCAGAUGUAGUAGCUGAUGGCCAAAUGUGGACUCACAAAGAUAUUGUUUCAGUGUCCGGUAUGAACGGAGUAAAAGACGGCCGGAACGUGAUCUCGCCGCGAAUGGAUUUCGACGAGUGGACGCCGUUGGGCCGGGGCGAUCCGCUAAAGAACGAUCCGACGUUUGACUACCUGCCGCCGGUGCUGGACAAAGUGCACUACUGGAAACCUCCACCAUCGCCGCCGGCGUCCGCCAACCGCGGCCAUCUGUCGUCAACCAUUCCGUCGCCGCCGAUGACCGUCAACUACAAUCGCCGGUUCUUCCUGACGGACUUUUCGAAAAGAGAACCGACCGCCGCCGCGUACGUGCAGUACGUGCACAAGAGGCCGCAGAUGGCGACGGGCUACUAUCAUUACCCGAUGCCCAAGCCGCCACUACCGAUGCUCACGCCGCCACCGUACCAGAGGCCCACAUCGGUUGCGGCCACCACCACCGUCGAACCAAUGGACAUGACGCCGUCGCUGGAUGCCGGUGACUCAGCGGCCGAGAGCAAACAGCCGCCCGCGGUCCGCGCGCCGCCGCCGAUGUCCAGCGUGCGGCCCGUGUUGUCGCAUUCCGUCAUCAAGGUACUGCUGGAAAACGAAGUGGACCGGACCACGGUGACAACCGGCCGCCCCGCGACCACUAGCAGCACCACGACGACCAGCACCACUACGACGCAGGCGCCGCCGACCACGGAUCCGCUGUUCUCUCACUACAAGCAAUCGGCUGUGGUCGCCGGCAGGCCGAUGUAUCUCAUUAUACAGGGUCACUCCAAGGUCAAGACGUACGGGUUGGUCAGCAAGUCGGCGGAUCUGUCCGCGGCGCAACCGGCCGCUACGCACGAGCACAACCACAUCGGUAGCCAGCCGGACGACGAGCCCAGCAGGAGGAAACGUAACGGUCCUUCGCAAUAAACGUAACAUUUGUACCACUGCUGCUGCACCAGUGUGUGGUAGUAGGUCCUACGAGACCGGUAUGUGUACAGUGUUCUCCCCAUCAUAUCGUCUUUUAUACGUCUUACACGUUAUACUCAUCAUUCUUCCGUCGUCACGAUUUUUAUCCGUGAAUCCACAGUAGACAUCGGAUUCGAAAAAUUAUUCUUAAAACUAGGUUUCUUUUGUAAGUAAAUACUGUAAAUGUUCGUAUAAAUUAUAUAAAUUAAUAAAUAAAUAAAUUAAUAAUAAAAUAUAAAUUUAUACUUCGGUC
Molecule: messenger RNA, 1407 nt
Organism: Sipha flava (yellow sugarcane aphid)
Lineage: Eukaryota; Metazoa; Arthropoda; Insecta; Hemiptera; Aphididae
Product: mucin-2
Exons: 2
Coding region: 123-1115 (330 amino acids)
Source: RefSeq, a predicted model, not a curated record